Messenger RNA from Penicillium griseofulvum, 1530 nucleotides. RefSeq names its product NAD(P)/FAD-dependent oxidoreductase. The record is from RefSeq and is a predicted model, not a curated record. The transcript is spliced from 2 exons. Gene Ontology annotation, cellular component: cytoplasm. Bases 1 to 1530 code for a protein of 509 amino acids. Lineage: Eukaryota; Fungi; Ascomycota; Eurotiomycetes; Eurotiales; Aspergillaceae. Gene Ontology annotation, molecular function: oxidoreductase activity.
AUGCCUUUUGCUACAGAUAUUCUGAAGGAUCCUUCGAUCUCAGCCUCUGUGCGACAGCAAGCUCUCAAUCGCAUAUUUUCCGACCCAGGCGUGCCCCAGAACUCGACGACCUCGUCGUUCUGGACCCAGGAGAAACACGACUUUAGCCAGGGAGCAGCAAAGAGUCUUCGCAAGGAAGCUGAUAUUGUUAUCAUCGGAUCUGGUAUUACCGGGGCAUCUAUUGCGCGGACUUUGCUCCAGAGCCGCGCUUCAAAUUCCUCGACCACCUCUCAUCCAUCCGUUGUCAUGCUCGAAGCCCGCACAGUCUGCAGCGGCGCAACCGGCCGCAAUGGUGGUCAUAUUUUGGAGUCAGCUGACGAAUACUGCGAGUUCGCCGAUAUAUUUGGUGCGGACGCUGCGCGUAAACUUCUUCGUUUCCGAUUGGCGCAUCUGAAGGAGAUGCUUGGUGUCGCAGAGGAGCUUGGGAUUACUACAGAGACACAAGCACGCAAGGUUCAGUUCCUGAGCGUCUACUUUAGCGAGGAGUCAUGGCAGGCGGCGUUGGAGCGUAUGCACCGUUUCAAAGAGGAGAUGCCAGAAGACGCUGCUGAAUGGACGUCUUAUGAGGGCGAUGCUAUUCCGAGGGAGUGGUGUUUAACUCGUGCGCGAGGCGUUGUCGCUGGCCCUGCAGGAGCCCUUUGGCCCUACAAAUUCGUCGUCGGUGUUCUUAAACGUCUCCUUACAGACUUCCCAGAUGACUUCCGUGUCGAGGAAAAUACCCCCGUGACCGCUAUCCACGAUGAAACUUCCUCCACCGGCCCGAGAUACAAGGUAGAGACAAGCAGAGGCACUAUCAUCACCCGACACGUUAUCCACUGCACCAAUGCCCAUGUCAGCCACCUGGUACCCGGACUCCGUGGCCGAAUCUUCCCCGUGCGCGGGCAGAUGUCCGCACAAACCCCCGGCGACAAAUUCCCCAACCAAGCAUCACAUCACUCAUGGCUCUUCAACUACGACCGUGGAUUCGACUACCUGACCCAGCUACCGGGGGGGCAGAUGAUGCUCGGCGGGGGCUUCGCACAGGGCGAGGCCGGCGGUCUCGCGGAUCUAGGAAUCUCGACGGACUGCGAUCUUAGUCUCUACAUUGAUAUUCACUUAUCUGGGGCGCUUCGUGCUCUUUUCGGAGGCAAAGACUGGGGCCGUGUGCAAGGUGACGCAGUGCAGGCGAUGUGGACGGGUAACAUGGCGUUCAGCUCCGAUGGCUUCCCUUGGGUUGGACGGUUACCAGGGGCUGCAACUGGUCGCUCGGAGCAUGGGUCUGAGGGGGCGGAGUGGGUUUGUGCUGCAUUUGGUGGAGAGGGAAUGGUUCAGGCUUGGCUUAGUGGCAAGGCGAUGGCAACUAUGUUGCUUAUGCAGGAUGCUGCGCUGAGUGAGACUGUCAGUGGGGAUAUUUCAUGGCUUCCUGAGCAGCUGCUUGUGUCAGAGGGGAGGUUUGCUGAUGCAGUCUUGCCGAAAGAGGCUGCUGAUGACGCGCACAGGUCGAAUCUUUAG